Morchella sextelata is the source of this 2319-nucleotide messenger RNA. RefSeq lists its product as uncharacterized. Gene Ontology annotation, molecular function: protein binding. The transcript is spliced from 6 exons. Lineage: Eukaryota; Fungi; Ascomycota; Pezizomycetes; Pezizales; Morchellaceae. The coding region runs from base 1 to 2319 and encodes 772 amino acids. The record is from RefSeq and is a predicted model, not a curated record.
AUGCCUCUCACACUACUCCUGAUGGAACAACGUCAACCAAAAACCAUGGCCUCUCCGCCGUCACAAGUCCGUGAAUUUUUAAAUUCAUUGACCGGCCGCCCCUCUAAAUCCCGUUCCCCUUCUCCUGUUCCGACGUCUUCCUCAGCUACAUCCGAUUCAAUCUCUCCAGUUUUGACUGCUUCCUCGUCUGCGCUUCCGGUGGCUAUCCCCCGCGCGGCUGCCCCAGGCACUGUGUUCAGAGUGACUUCCAUUCCCAUCGGCACAACCAUCAGUGACCUACACGAUACCCUCUCAAACUUCCCAACACUGAAGCCUAACCUGACCGCUUUGUGCCCUUCCCCCGAUAGUCGUUACCUAACAGCCCUCAUACAUUUCUCCUCCCCUCCACCAGUGCUCACCACUUUGAAGCAUGGCGGUACCCACGCUCUCAAGCUUGUAAGCACCGGCCGCCGAAUUUCUAUCGACCGUGACUUUUACGGCUUGACACAGCUUUAUCCCACCCCCGAGGACUCCCCUAUCCGUGCUGACGUCAUCGCUGUUUGCGGGCUGAACGGCCAUGCCUAUGAUUCCUGGGCUGGUGAGGUUGACAGUGACGGCGAUCGGGUAAUGUGGCUACGUCACUUCCUACCAGAGGACGUUCCGGGGUGCAGGACGAUGAUCUAUGGGUAUGACAGUAAUCUUUCCCCCGAUACUCAGGGAAUACACACGAUCUCCGAUUACAGGGACUCCUUUCUCGAGGAGGUGACGAACGCAAGAAGGACGGAGGAGGAAAAGGAGAGAGAACUGGUGUUUAUCGGGCAUGGUUUUGGAGGAAUCAUCAUUGCUCAGGCGCUUGUGAAGGCAAAAGAGAGCGAGUAUAGCCACGGCUCCUUAUUCCGUCGCACGCGAGCGACGAUGUUUUUUGGAACACCCCACCGUGGUUUCUUGGUGGACGAUAUUUUGGCGAUGGUCAACGGGUCAACCCGCUUAGCCCUCGUGAAGUCGCUUGAGGAAGGGAGUGAAGAACUAGCGACUGAGUUGAAUAAGUUCAUUACAUCUGCCGCGGGCCAUGGAAUGCGCAUAGUGAGCUUCAAAGAGACUCAGCAGACGCGUAAGUUGCAGCAGGGAGCGGAUGGCCGGUGGACAAAAAGCGGGCCAGCUUUCACUGCGGUGGAGGCAGGGUCUGCGAUUUUGGUGCUUCCGGAGACGAUAGAAACCACCCUGCCAGCAGCAGGAAAUCAUUCAACAAUGGUAAAAUUCAAGAGCCAAAACGAGACCGCCUAUCAAAGCGUAAUCAACCGUCUCGAAGUUUGGUUAAAGGACUCAACGCAGACUGCUCCGAGUCCGCAAAAGGCUGUUACAGCUUACAAGGCGGUGAAGGAUGGAAACGCUGCGGGCCUUGAACAUGCACUGAAGCAGGCCCGUGUUAAAGUUGAUGAGCUGCAGCGAGGCACUACACUGCUACAUCUUGCUGUUGCAAAUGGGUAUAAGGAGUGUAUUCAUAUCCUGCUCACCCAUGGAGCAACGGUAGACAUUCCAGAUGUGGACGGGAAUACUCCGCUGCAUUUAGCUGUUCGAAAAGGGUAUGAAUGGGUAUGGGCUAUCGAUAUGCUUAUCGAUGAGGGUGCGGAUAUCACCACAAUGUGUGCGGGGUUGUCGGUGCUUCAUAUUGCAGCGCAGAGCGGGAACGAGAAGAUGGUGGCAUGCCUGCUAGAUCGAAAGGUGGAUAUUGGGACGGUGACCGCAGACGGAGGCGGCUUUACAGCAUUGCAUCUUGCUUCAAUGGGGGGGCAUGUUAAUGUGGCUAAGCUGCUGCUUGACCGUGGGGCGGGUCUGAAUUCGGUCGGAGAGGAUGGGGAUACCCCGUUACAUUCGGCAGCAUGGGAGGGGCAGGAGAGCGUUGCAAGUGUGCUCUUAGACAAGGGGGCUGAUAUGAGCAUUACCAGCAAUAAUGGGUGUACACCAUUCCACUUCGCGGCGUUUAGAGGGCAUCUAGGGAUGUUGAAGCUUUUGAUGCUCCGUGGGGUGAACAUUGAGGCAACUGAUGUGUCACAGCGGACGGCCCUACAUAUUGCGGCGCAUGGGGGUCACUUACACGUGGUCACGUUUCUCCUUAAUGCUAAGAUGGAUAUGUCUGCAACUAGCAUCAACAAGCAUACAGCUCUCCAUACAGCAGCGACGUCUGGGCGGAAAGAUGUGGUUCAGUUCCUACUUGAGAAGGGAGCUGAUGUCACAGCAAUUGACAUUAAUAAUAAUACACCUUUUGAUCUGGCAGUGGCUGGUGGACAUGACGGGGUGAUGGAGGUCCUCUCUGCGAGAACGUCAUUGACUGAAGGCUAA